Pelmatolapia mariae (spotted tilapia) is the source of this 2595-nucleotide messenger RNA. Its product is annotated as extracellular calcium-sensing receptor-like. Gene Ontology annotation, molecular function: G protein-coupled receptor activity. Gene Ontology annotation, biological process: G protein-coupled receptor signaling pathway. The transcript is spliced from 11 exons. Gene Ontology annotation, cellular component: plasma membrane. The coding region runs from base 1 to 2595 and encodes 864 amino acids. NCBI's taxonomy places the organism in Eukaryota, Metazoa, Chordata, Actinopteri, Cichliformes, Cichlidae. The record is from RefSeq and is a predicted model, not a curated record.
AUGACAAGGAUUUUUGCCUAUGACUCAUACCAAGAUCAAUGUGAGAUAAUUCCUGGCACGAUGAGCCUGCCUGCACUGGAAAAAAAGGGGGACAUCAUAUUAGGAGGACUCUUCUCCCUUCAUGACAUGGUGGUGGAGCCCAGUCUGUCUUUCACUUCUACACCUCCGUCUACCCAGUGCACGAGGUUUAAUUUUCGGACAUUCCGUUGGAUGCAAACUAUGAUCUUUGCCAUUGAGGAAAUUAACAGAAAGGGCAAUCUCCUUCCCAACAUCACACUGGGCUAUAAGAUAUAUGAUUCAUGCAGUACACCCCAUCAGGCUCUAAAGGCUGUAUUAGAGUUAAUGGGUACAGAGAACAAUUCAGGAGGAAAUACACACCAGCAAGGAGUCUGUCGUGAGUCCAUACCAGCAGUGAUUGGAGAUGGGGGCUCUACUCAGUCUCUUGUAGUAGCUCAUUUCUUGGGAGUCUUUCAUGUGCCACAGGUUAGCUAUUUCUCAAGCUGUGCAUGUCUCAGUGACAAAAACAAGUUCCCUGCCUUUUUAAGGACCAUGCCCAGUGACUUCUUCCAGGUAGAUGCACUACUACAACUUGUCAAGCAUUUUGGCUGGACUUGGGUGGGUGUGAUUGCAGGGGAUGAUGAUUAUGGUCGUGGUGGGGCUAAUAUCUUUGUAAAUGAGGUUACAAAGUUGGGUGCUUGUGUUGCUCUUCAUGAAAUUAUACCUAAGAACAGAGCGCAGAGCAUGAUAUCAUCUAUUGUUUCCAACAUCCAAUCAUCUGGGGUUUGGGUGAUUCUGGUGUUUGCCGUGGAACAAGACGCAGCAGCUCUGUUUGAUGAAGUGCUCAGAAUGGAGCUUGCUGGGAUACAAUGGCUCGCCAGUGAGGCUUGGAGCACAGCUGCCAUUCUUUCCACCCCUAGAAAGUACCAUCACAUCCUCCAGGGUUCGAUGGGAUUUGCCAUUCGGCGAGCAGACAUACCUGGAUUGCGAGAUUUCCUUCUUCGUUUGAACCCCUUAAGCUCAGAUGCAAGUAAUGAUCCCUUCCUGGCACCCUUCUGGGAGGAGGUGUUUCAGUGCAGUCUGGGUGUACAGGCUGAAGAUCAAAAAUAUAAUACUGAGGGUAAACCUCCAUGCUCUGGAACAGAAGAGUUGCGGAGCAUAGCAAAUAUCUAUUCAGAUGUGUCACAGCUAAGGAUUUCCUACAAUGUCUAUAAAGCUGUGUAUGCCCUUGCCCAUGCAAUCAAGGCUAUGAGAAGCUGUGUGAAAGGAAAAGGACCAUUUCUUCAGCAAGCAUGUCCAGAUAUGGACAGUAUAAAGCCAUGGCAGCUGCUUCAUUAUAUAAAACAGGUAAAAUAUUUCAACACUUUUGGUGACGAAACAAAGUUUGAUGAGAAUGGUGACCCUACAGCCAUGUAUGACCUUGUUAACUGGCAGCUGAAGCCAAAUGGAAAAAUGGAUUUUGUCACUGUAGGUAAAUUUGAUGAGACAACUGCAGCUUCACACCAUAAACUUCAAAUCCAGGAAGAGAAAAUUUUAUGGACUGGUAACCAAACCAAAGUUCCCUUGUCAGUAUGCAGCAAUGUUUGUCCUCCAGGGACCCGGAAAGCAAUCAGACCUAACUUCCCUAUCUGCUGCCAUGAUUGUGUGGUUUGUGCAGCUGGGGAGAUUAGCAAUCAGACUGAUGCCAUAGAGUGUAUCCGAUGCCUGCCAGAGUUCUGGUCCAGUGCUGAGAAGACUGCCUGCAUCCCCAAACAGAUGGAGUUCCUUUCCUUUAGUGACACUAUGGGAAUCAUUCUGAUGGUUAUUUCCCUCACUGGCAUCUUCAGCACCUGCUUUGUGGCCUUUAUAUUCUACUGUCACAGAAGCACCCCCAUUGUUAGGGCUAAUAACUCUGAACUGAGCUUCCUGCUACUCUUGUCUUUGACUCUGUGUUUCCUGUGUUCCCUGAUCUUCAUCAGUCAGCCCUCUAAGUUGUCCUGCCUGCUGCGCCACACAGCAUUUGGAAUUACCUUUGUCCUCUGUAUCUCCUGCAUUCUGGGGAAAACCAUAGUGGUCCUAAUUGCCUUCAAGGCUACACUUCCAGGCAGUCAUGUCAUAAAAUGGUUCGGGCCUUUGCAGCAAAGGAUAAUCAUUACCUGUUGUACACUUGUCCAGGUAAUCAUCUGUACAGUAUGGCUGGUUGUUGCUCCCCCAAUGCCACAAAAACUAAUGCCACGUGAUAGCCCUAUUGUCAUUCUUCUCUGUGACAAAGGUUCCCAUCUAGCAUAUGCUCUGGUCCUGGGCUACAUUGGCCUGCUGGCUUUCCUCUGUCUUGUCUUGGCUUUUCUGGCGAGGAAACUUCCGGACAAUUUCAAUGAGGCCAGAAUCAUCACAUUCAGUAUGAUAAUUUUUUGUGCUGUGUGGAUAGCGUUUAUUCCUGCCUACAUCAGCUCUCCUGGAAAGUACUCCACAGUCACAGAGGUGUUUGCUAUCUUGGCCUCAAGUUAUGGAUUGCUGGGCUGCAUCUUUGCCCCCAAGUGCUACAUAGUUCUACUAAGGCCGGAAAAGAACACAAGGAAACAUCUCAUGUCCAAAACAUCCACAUCCAAAAGAUUUUAG